UGGAUAUCUGAGAUCAUUAUACACAUUACUACGAACUAAGUAGCAGAAACGUAAAUAAAUUGUCUUUUUGUAACGAAACAACUGAUGUUACAAAACGCUGAGAUGACUGAGGUGUAGUUGGAUUGAUCAUCUUAAGAAGUAAAAUCAAUAUUAGAUGGUAAUGAGCUAUCUGACUUAAAUAUUUGUGAAAUUAACUUUAGUUUCCAAUUUGCUAACUCCUCUGAGGGAUGAAUUAAUAAUAAUAGGCAUGAAUCAUGUGAUCUAGAUGGUAUGUAAGAUAUAUAAUAUAGCCUUGUAACGUCUUAAGCAUUUAAGGUAUAUGUUAAACCCAGUGUGGUAUACUGUCAUUAUUCGAACGACCAAUCAUAUUCCCAAUCCCAUUGAAAUGGUUGGUCUUAGUUUGUUGCUUAAGUAAAUCAAUAUAACUACCAGUGUGACAUCCAAGAAUGUGAUGUACUACUUAUGUUUUUUUUUCUGUUAUUAGAAAUGUCUUAUUGAGUGAUAAUCGUUUGUUAUUUUUUUUAAAAAUUUUAAAUAGAUAUUAAAUAAAUGUGUAUUUAGACAAAAAGUACAUUAACAUACUUCAGUAUUUCACUUUUGGACAGCUAAAUAUCUCUCGUAAGUAUUUCAUUAUUUCCCACUUCGGAACAAUAUUUGUUUAUGAUAAACAGUAUGAUGUACAGUCGUUUUGAGAAUGAGAAUCAAUCUUUGUGUAAUUCUUUAUCAUCAUCUUCAACAUCAUCUUUGACAUCUCCGACAGUAAUCCUCCACCAUCACCACCACCCAAAUCAUCACAGUCAUCAACAUCAGCAACAACAACAAUCACAAAUUGCACAACCCGAACAUCUUAAAACUUAUCGACAUAACUUGCAUCGUUUUGAUCAUCAUCAUCACCAUCAACAACGAGGGGAAUUGUCUCAUUCGGAUCCCGUACCGUUUUAUCACGAUAGUCCCAUGUUAUCAUGGAACCAAACAAAUUCACCGUCACAAUCAUUACCAUCUAAUUCAUUGAUGUUUCUUACAGCAAGUAAAAAUUUUCCUUUACAAUCCGAACAAAACCUAAUGGAAUCUAAUCCAAGUUUGGAUGUAUCAAGUCAACAUCAUUCAUGUCUAAAUCAUCAACAUCAUCAAGAGCAUACUCAAUUUGCAAAAAGUGUUCAAUCGCAAAAUCAUUAUCAUCAUUAUUGUAAUUUUCAGAUAACCCAUAAUCAUCAUUCUUUAAAUCAGUUAACAAAUCUUAUGUCAAACCGAACUACAAAUAAUUCAUCAUUAUUAUUACAAUUACCGGAAGUAGCAAUAAGAUCUGGAACAGAGACAUUGUCGACAAUGACCAAUCAGGUUCCAGCGUAUCAAUUAAACAGCACUUGUUUUCCAGUUGAAAAAAUUGAGAAUACGUUUCAACGUGAUAAUAAUAAUUUAUCAUUGAACAAUAUUACUACGAGAAAUGAUUAUAUGAACUUCAACUUACCAAUAACUACUACUCAAUCAUUUAUCGCAUCAUCACCAUCAUCCACCAUAUCUUCAUCAUUGGCAUUCCCCUCAUUGACCACGCAGUCUCACGGUACGAAGAAUAAAUGUAUUUAUAAAAAUUUAAGUAAUCGUAAUGUACAAAAAUCAGUAAAUAAUUUAAAAUUAUUCAAUGUCAAUGAUCAGUCAAGUCUUAAGACAUUUAAUGAUAAUCAUAAUGUUACUGACACUCCAACAAACUUAUCAGUUAUGGAUACAACGAAGGCAACUGUCAUGGGGAUUACAUCUAUAUCAAAUAACAAAGGAAUACUAUGUGGAUUAAAUAUGAAAGAUAGAAAGCCAUGUGAUAUAUGUGGUGAUGUAGCUGCCGGUUUUCACUGUAAUGCAUAUGUCUGUGAAGCAUGCAAGAAAUUUUUUAUUCGUAGUUCAAAAGGAGAAAAUUUCACUAAAUAUACAUGUACCAAGUCGAAUACAUGUGAAAUCAAUAAAGAUACACGUACACAUUGUCAGCGAUGUCGUUAUCAAAAGUGUAUACGAUUAGGCAUGGUGUUACCGGGAGCUGCGGUGUUUCCAGUUACUGAUAUAUCAGAAAUACCAUGCCGUGUUUGUGGCGCCAAAUCAUCUGGAUUCCAUUUUGGUGCAAUAACAUGUGAGGGUUGUAAGGGUUUCUUUCGACGAACAAUUAAUGAACGAGAAAGUCAACGCUACACUUGCAGAAAUGGAGGUAAUUGUGCUGUUACCGGUGCUACAAGAAAUAAUUGUAAAAGUUGUCGAUACCGUAGAUGUUUAGCUGUUGGUAUGUCAAAACAUGGCAGUCGUAUCGGUCGUCAACCUAAUGCUAUUAAACAUCGAUGUGCAGUUGAAAUUGAACAAAUUCGAUUAGCAGUAUCCAAUUCAACUGCACAUUCUAAACAAUAUUCAAAAUCCAAUUGUCCAGUAAUUUCAAAUUAUCAUUCGUCGUAUAAUUUAUUAUCUCCAGUAAAUAAUUCAUUACAUAAACUGAAUGAUUCAUUAAGUCAAGACCAUUAUAAAUAUAAAAUUAAUGAUAAUGAUAAUAAUAAUAUUAGUAAGGAGAGAAUGAUUUCAACUCAAAAGAACUGUUUAAAUCAAUCCACUAUAAAAACUACAGAUUUGACACAUUUAAUUAUAGAACCUUAUCAACAGUUGUCAACUACAGAAUCAAAUAUCAAUGUAAAACUUACAGAACAAGAUAAUGAAUUACAUGAAUUAAGUGAUAAUGAUAAUAAUCUACGAAUACCGUCAAAAGUAGAUUUUACAUCAUUAUAUCAAAAUUGUACACCUUCAGUACAUGUUCAAACAAUGUGUCAUCAAGAUUCUAAUGAAAUACAAUUCUGUGAAAAUAAUUGUUUAUCUAGUCAGGAUGAUGAAUUCAUCAUUAAUCCCACAUCACAGCUAUCUUCAACUUCAACUAAUUCUGAAGCAAUGAUUUUAGUUGUAUCAGGAACAUCGCCUCAUCCGCCACCACCACCGACAAUGACUACUACUAUUACGGCAACAAAAUCGAUAUCAGAAAGUGUAGAUUGUUUAAAUAAACAAAAAGAAUUUAAUGAAUUGAUAAAUAAUAAUUAUUCGUCAAUUGGUUUAAUAAAUUUAUCUAGAGCAGCACAAUUCUAUAGUCAACAUGAAAAAGAUUUUCAAAUACAAUACAAUGAGAGUAAUUUCGAAUCAAAUUCUGAUUUAUGCGAAAAUAGAGAUAAUAUUGUUAAAACAAGAAGAUACAAUCAAAUAUAUUUAAAUAGUACUGUUAAUAAUGAUACUACUACUACUACUACUGAUACCAUUGAGAGUAGUAAUAAUAAUCAUAAUAAAAAAUUAAGGAAAGAAGACAAAAAUAAGGAAUAUUUACAUUAUGAAAAUUUACAGUUAAAAAAAGAACCUAACCAAUGGAAUGAUACCGUGUUAAGAACAAAAAUAAUCGGCAAUGAGCCACAAUUGUCUAUGUCAAAUUGGAACAUUGCACAAGACGAUGAUAUAAAUCGGAAUAAUUUACAACGAUUCAAUCCAACAGUUAGGAGAAUUGAUUCAAAAGAAAUUCUACCAACAUUUGAGGCAAAUGUCAAUAUAAUGAAUGAGAAUUAUUGUAUUCUUGAUAAUAAUAAUAACAAUAAUAGUAAUAAUGAAUUAAAUUCGAAACAUAUGAAAAUCGAUGAAAUCGUGAACACAUCGUCAUCACCAAUAAGAAAUGAUCGAACUUCUCGUUAUUGUUCCCAAUUACCUUCAUCCCCAUUAUCAUCGCUAUCAUUGUGUAGUCCAUUGACAAAUUCCACAUUAUAUUCAACAUUAAAAUCAAAUUGUUGUUUAAAUUCAAAUGAAUCAUAUAAUUUAAAUUCAACAAUCGAUAAUUCAAUUCAUCAUUCAAUCAGUAUUAAUAAACAACAAUCUAAUGAUCCAUAUGAAUUAACUGUACAAGAUCAUAAUAAAUCGAUAUUUCAUCAUUUAAAUCAUAAUGAUUACAAUAAAUUUUCUAAUUCAACAAUCAUAACUGAAUAUAAUAGUGUACAGAAUGAAAAUUAUUUAACUAAUAUUUAUGAAGAAGAAGAAGAAUACCAAGAUCUAUGUUCAUUACCUACUAUCAAACAAUUGAAUAAUUCUCCUAUUGUUGUUAUGAAUAAUAAUACUGAUAGUAAUAAUAUUUCUAAUAAUAAUGAUGAUACAUUAGUUCAAAGUAAAAGAUGUUUAUUUAAAAAUUUACAUUCAUCAUUCACAUCCUCAGGUAGUCAAUAUUAUUCACCGUCAAAGUCCUUUUUAAAUCGAUAUCAUACAUUGGUUUCAGUUAAACCGAGAUUAUAUAGUCAAACAAAUGAUGAAGAAAAUAAUUAUCAAACAUCAAAAUUAUUAUUUCAAUUUAAUGUAGAUAAAUAUCAACAGAUGAAUAAUACUGAUAGUAGUUUAGAAAAUUUCACUACAUCUAGUCUACAUAAAGUUACUAAAAAUGAUUCAAUAAACAAUUAUUCCUGUAAUAAUAAUAAUAAUAAUAAUAAUAAUAAUAAUAAUAAUAAUAAUAAUAAUUCAAUUAAACAAGAGAAUAUUAUAGGGAAUGAAAAUCAAGCUAUGACAUCUAAUAUGUCGUCUGAAUGGACAGAUAAUGUAAACCUACGAAGGAAGGUGAUCCAUAUACCUAAACAUUCAAAACUAUAUACAACUUAUAAUAAGACAAUGUUUAGUGAUUCAACGGAAUCAUUAAUAACACCAUCAACGCAUCAAUUAAAUAUAUCACAAGAUAAAACUGAUUUUCCAAUAUAUUCAAACAAAAAAGAUGAUGAAUACACAUAUGAAUUAGGUGAUAAUGAUGAAAGAAAUCGAAUGAAAUAUAGACAAACUAGUGGUAGUAGUAGUAGUUUAUUAGAAUCACCAAUUAUAAUUAUUGAUAAUCAAUUGUCUACUUAUGAAGAUGAUCAAAUUAACAAUAGAUCAAUCAGUCCUAAUCAAAAGCAAUAUGAUCAACAACAGCAACCUCGAUUAUUAAAUUUAUUGGAGAAAAUUGAUUUAGAUAAAGAAUUAAUGAUGGAACAGUUAAAAUCAACUAAUAUUACUACUCAUUCAAGUUUAAAUAAAUGUAUAGAAGAAAUUCCAAGUAUUGAUUCUAUCAAAACUCAUUAUUCUUAUAAUACUUCAAAUAAUAUGUUCGGAAUGGUCUGCAAUAAUGAUUAUGAAUCAACUUAUAGUAAUAAUAAUAUCAAUGAUGAUACAAUAACUAAUACAUCUGUAAAUAAUAAUUUAACAUUUUCAAAAAUGUCAUCAUCACAGUUAAUUCCAAUAGCAAAUGAUAUAUUGAACACAUCAAAUUACCUGGAUUUUUAUAUGACCAGUAAAUAUACUGAUGAUAAUUCAGAUGAACACAAUGAAUCAAAUUUACAUUCAAAUCGAAGCAUAUCUGAUUUUAAUAACUCACCAGUGCAUUUGCAAUCUUCUAACAUUACAAAUGAAUGCAAUGAAACAAUACACCUAUUAAGGUUAAAUAAUCCGUCUACUCGAAACGAUGAACUUCUUCGAAAUAUUAGAAAUGCUGCAUUUCAGUUACUUCAUUGUCAGUGUAAAUUACCUGAAAAUUUACACUUCUUAAAUGAGACUAAACAAAAUCCAGAAAUUUUGUGGCAUAAUUUCAUGAAAUAUUUUGAAAGUCAUAUUUAUGAAAUCAUUCAAUUUGCCCAAUCUAUUCCUAGUUUUCAAGAACUUUCAAAGUUUGAUAUGAAAAUUUUAAUUCAACAAAGUAUCUAUCCAAUUAUUUUAAUUCAAUUAUCACAAGAUUUCAGUAAUAAUAAAACAAAAGAAUAUUUUUAUUUCAAUAUACAAUGUCAAACAAAUUUGAUAAAUCAAUUCUAUGUGUGUAAAAUACUAUUUGAACAAAUUAAUUUGACAAAUAAAUUAUUGAAAUCAUUAAAUUUAAAUGAAAUAGAAAUUGGUUUAUUAUGCUGUGUUGAAUUAUUUCAUGGAGAUGGAAAAUGUUUGAAUGAACCAAUAAAAGUAAAUGACACUUAUCAAACAAUUCUUCAAUUAUUAAAAGAAUAUGAAACAAAUCAGUUCAAUUCAGAGAAACGUUUCUAUAAAAUAAUGUCUAUUAAACAUAAUUUAGAUAGAAUGAAUAAAGAACAUCAAGAAAUAUUAAAAGUACUUAAGUAUGAAAAUAAUUAUUUGCCAUUUUCUGAUCUAUAUAUUCAAUUAUUUCAAUUAAAUGAAUUACAAAAUUUGAAUCAGAGAUCAUUUCCAAUAGUUACAUCAUAA
Molecule: messenger RNA, 6210 nt
Organism: Schistosoma spindalis
Lineage: Eukaryota; Metazoa; Platyhelminthes; Trematoda; Strigeidida; Schistosomatidae
Source: the annotation of a GenBank genome assembly